Messenger RNA from Frieseomelitta varia, 1206 nucleotides. RefSeq lists its product as uncharacterized. The record is from RefSeq and is a predicted model, not a curated record. Bases 262 to 1083 code for a protein of 273 amino acids. The transcript has 5 exons. Lineage: Eukaryota; Metazoa; Arthropoda; Insecta; Hymenoptera; Apidae.
GAUAUCAAGAUUGAAAUCAACUUGAAUUCAUCGAGUGUCAAAGAACAUUCUAGCAGUGCAAACAUUUCAUAUCCGUAACAACUCGGAACGAUCUGGUGACAGAGGAGGGAUGUUUGGAAAAACAUGGCAUAGCACAGACUGUUUAACGAUGCACACGGUCGUUAUAAAAUCGAUUGCUCUGCCAGAAGCAGUCAUUAACGUAGCUCGAUUGACGAUCGACUUCUUUUUUCGCGAGGAUCGAAACAGAGAAUUAACUGGAAAAUGAAGUUUCUGAUAAUUGCGUUACUGUUGGUCUUCCUGCAAAUACAGCAUGGUCUUUUCGCUAAAUUGGAAUCGAAAGAAAAUCAAACACUGGAAGACCAACAGCGAAGCAUUCGAGUCCAUCGGGUCUCUGACCGGGAUUUCCCCAAAACCGACUUCUCUCAGAUAAAGAACUCCAUAAAAGAGAUCAUGAUCAAGCAGGCGCUUAUAUUAGGAGGCGAGGAAUUCGAGAAACUUCUAACAGAUUUCCCAAAUUUAGGCAAUCUCGUACGACACGAGAGUCAGUUAUUCAAAGAACUGAACGCGAUUCUGAUGGAACUGAUUCAAGGCGGAACCGUCACGCUGAAAAAUAUUGAUCUCGAGAUCAGCGAGAUGAUGGACACCAGCACAUCAUCGGCGUCCAUUAAACCGGUAUCGAAGACCAACAAGAGUUUGGAGAAUAUUCUAAAUUCGUUGGAACAGGCAGACACUUAUCAACAAGAUGUUCAAGAAAGCCAGGAGAACUCGAGUAAUUUUAUCAAAAAGAAAUCCAUAAUGAUCGUAAGGAAUGUCCCUUCGUUGUCCGUUUCUAAUUUUUCCACGUUUUUUCGAGGCGUUCCAACUCAGAUCGAAUCGAUAAGCGAAUUGGAAUUGAAAACGAUGAAGAAUUUGCUAGAUUUGGACAACGUGCUGAUGGAGAUUCAAAAACACCUAACUUUCGUUCGAAGUGUGUUUGACAGACUUUGCAGGAAACAUCACUCUACGUUGCCAACUCAAUCGAGCCCCAACAAUCUGGGAAAAUUCACCCCGAUGAAUCAGCCCAAGAAAGUGUCGAUACUUUAGAUAUAAACAAUGAAAGAGCUGAACUAAAGCUUUUCUUUUAGAUUAGUGUAUCAACAUUUUAUUGCUCUAUAAAAUGAUUGUAUAUGUGUAAAGGUUACUUGAAUAAAUAUUCUCAAAUAAUCG